GCUUUAUUCUUCCACGCAUUCACGAUCGGUUUGUUUGUCACAAUGUCCAUGCAAGUAAUUUUUAACUUGAACGAUUUUACUAACCUCUCAGAAAUUCUUUAUAUCAUGGUAACCGUAACAGGAUACGUGGUUAAGCAAUGUGCGCUUACUUAUAAAAGAAACGUGUUUGUAAAUUUAAUCCAAUUUCUCAAAGAUCCCUUGUUUCUCUCUUAUCCGGAUGAACUAGAUCACUAUAUGUUCGAGACAGUGAAGAAAUCAACACUAAUCGCAAACGUGUAUCGGUUUUCCAUUGCUUUUUGCAUUGUGCUAUUUACGGUCUAUCCGAUACUUGAAAACAAACCUCUACCCUUUCCAUUCCCCUAUGACUUGGGAAACUAUAGGUACUUCAUGUACGCUUUUCAAAUAAUAAGCGUUGGAGUCUGCGCGUGGAAUAAUUGCACCAUUGACACACUAACAACAAGUUUAAUGGGUAUUGCCGCUGCUCAACUCGAUAUUUUAUACGAAAAGCUUAUUGUAAUUCGCAAAGAAUCACAAGAAAAUGAUGACGUACCGUAUUGUGAAAAAAGUGAAGAAGAUAUACUGCAUAAGUUACGCCAAUGUGUUGAACAUCAUAAUGCAAUAAUACACCUGGUUGAAUCUAUCGAAGAUAUUUUUACUGUGGGACUCUUGGCUCAAUUUACAUGCAGCAUUAUUGUUAUCUGUAAUACUGUAUUUUACAUUAUUUUGAUGUGGACAAUAAAUUCCCAAUUUGUCAUGUUAUUAGAUUACUUGAUAAUAUUGAUGCUGCAGCUAUUUAUGUAUUGUUGGUAUGGAAAUGAAAUAAUCUUGAAGAGCGUUAAAAUAGGCGAAGCAUGCUACAAAUUCAAUUGGUGUGACAGUGGAACUCCUGUAAGACAAACUCUAUUCAUAAUAAUGGAAAGAUCCAAAAGACCCUUAACUAUUACCACAGUUAAGCUUUCAACAUUGUCUUUAAGUGCAUAUAAGUCCAUACUACAAUGGUCCUACUCUUGUUUGGCCUUAUUGCUGAAAAUGGAGCAACAACGAAAGAAUUGAACCGAAUAAGCACUGUUGCACUGAACUUAGCCAAUCUCCUUAGAGUACCUCACUUAUAAGCCUGCUUUUGGAAAAUUCGAACAGUACCUAACGAAAGAUAUCGACUUUCGCGAAGGGCGAAUCAAACAUUAAAGCACCACGAUUAUUGCAUACCUUCCUCACUAUGACGUAUUAUCUCCGCAUCAUUUCUUAUUCAAUCUAUAACACAUGCUCCAGUUAAGUAUGGCACACUAAUCUAGAAUGUAAGCGUAAGUAUGUUGUAUUUGUAACAAUCCAAAGAUAAUGUUGCAUACUAUAUUAAAGAGUAAGGGUGAUCUUUGCUAUUAUUUAACCAAGCGGUAUGAAGGACCCGAUAAUCUGCAAAUCAAUGUGGUACAUUAUGCAAAGCAGUUGUUCAAGUAUUCCUUUUAUCAUAAUGUACUUGGAUAAAUACGUACAGUAUAAUCACUUCGUUUAUGUUUUCGAGCAAGAUAAGCCACGCGUCACGUUGGAAUUAAUAUAGAUCGUUUACGUAGGUCGCACUGACGCACCAUUUGGGAUUAAAAAUGAUGACCGCGUAAUUUUUCUUUGAGUUUAAAAAAUAAAAACAUUUUCCACGGGGAUAAGUCGGGAUUAUAACGGGAGGAUUUAUACAUGUUCCGCUUUAUAGCGAACAGGAACAAAAUUACGUCAGGAAAUAAAAACCAUAACAGCGUGUGCCUUUUCAAUAAAAGGUGUCUGUAUUUUAUCUUUCGAGAUAAGCGAGGAGAGGAAUCAUGUGUGCGGAAUUUUGCGAAGACAGAAGGGGUUAGCCUUUAAAAGAGUAAUGACGUACUGCAUGCGUGCGAAAAAGUUAUUACACCCAUAUUGGCGAAAAAUUUAGUGGAUAAAAUUCGAAAGCCCGCAGGUUCAAUUUUACAUUAAAAGUUGGAAGUUAGCUUAAUUUGUAGCAAGGCCAUUCUUUUACGAGUGAUAAAAAUUUAUGCAACGGAACAUUUUCGAAUUGGAGACACGCGCUCUUCACGUAGAAACGGAAUUGAAACUGCAUUUUCAACAACUGCAUUUUCAACAACUCGAAGAGAUGGUCAAUUGUAACCUGAAAGUCAGUUACUGAAAAUUGUUUUUAAUUUUUUGCAUUGUAUAAAUUAGUUGGAGGUUAUUUUUUAGGAAUGUGCAUAUUUAAUAUUGUAUUUUAUUGAUUAAUAAGAAUCAGAUCCAAGCAAAGGAUUUUGGUUAUUUUUUUUCAGUGAUUGGAAUUUUAUUUGCAUUUAAUUUCAGUAUUAAGGUAUUACAAUUCCUGUGGUUGGAUUGCAACUUUGUUUAGCAUAGAGAGUGAGUUGUAUAUUUUGAACCGGAGAAUGUACCAGUAAUUUGUUAAGUGGUAAGCAUAAAAUCUGUAGAUAAGAAUCAAAUGUAUAAAGACACGUAAUCACGCAAUAGUUGUAUUUUUUAUAUAUUUCUGCUUAUGAAUCAAAGCAAUAUUUUGUAUACAGGAACGUGUAAAGAAAAGUG
Photinus pyralis (common eastern firefly) is the source of this 2544-nucleotide messenger RNA. RefSeq names its product odorant receptor 94b-like. Gene Ontology annotation, molecular function: odorant binding; olfactory receptor activity. The transcript is spliced from 5 exons. NCBI's taxonomy places the organism in Eukaryota, Metazoa, Arthropoda, Insecta, Coleoptera, Lampyridae. Gene Ontology annotation, biological process: sensory perception of smell; detection of chemical stimulus involved in sensory perception of smell. Bases 43 to 1053 code for a protein of 336 amino acids. The record is from RefSeq and is a predicted model, not a curated record. Gene Ontology annotation, cellular component: plasma membrane.